GAAGUGGUGGCGCAACACAGUUAGCUAGCCUGGACUGUAGGGUUAGUUCAUGACAGCUGCUCUCAUCCGGAAUAACGCUACAACUUAGCUCCGGUUACUGCUCAUCCUAGUUUUCUUAUGACAUCCUUCAAACCCGACAGACACCUCGCACUAUGUUUGAGGAUCCUGAACUCCAAGAUCCGCUGUCACUGAGUCUAAAUGAAAACUAUGGCGACCAGACUUCACCGCAUCAGGAGCCAAAAAAAGCACCAGCAAGCCCCGACUAUAACUGUGAGACGCCAGAGAUCCGAGUAAUCAUCAAAGAGGAAGAGGAAGGCUGGACUGUGAGUGAAAAUCAUGAGGGCUUCAGCUCAGAGGGAGAAAAAGAAGAUUCUUCUGCAGACAUUUGUCUUCCCCACCUCAAAGCAUGCGAGAAGGAGAGCUCUGUUUCACAUGGAGUGAAGAGACACCAGAGAGUGUAUCCUGCGGAGAAAUGCUCGGAGGAGUCUGGUGGUGGCCCCGCUGUCUAUGGGCAGAGCUCCACUGCCAGAGAAGGGCGGCAGAGACACGUGCUCAUAGGCUCUGAGGAAAAACCUAAGAUUUCCUGUGUACGUGGCAAGACGCCGGGAAAUGUGACUGUGCAUCAGUGCAAUAACACGGGAGAGAAACCCUUCUCCUGUCCAGUACGUGACCCGACCCCCGGUCACAAAACGAACAUUAAGUCCCAUCAGAGGAACGAUGCAGGGGAGGAAUGUUACGCCCAAGAUGAGAGCACAUCUUUGCACACAGAAGCAGAAUUACAUCAGACCAAAAGAUCAGCACCUUACCAAACCGAUUCACCUGAACGUAAGCACCAGAUACCACAUGGACUCAAAGUAGCAUCCGCAACCUUAAACGACCAAACUCUCCAUCUGACUGUCAGACUGCGGGCGGGGGAGGAGGACGAAGAAGAGGAACAGGAUGAAGAAAUUGGAGGUUUAAUCAACUCUGAUGGAGAAGUGGUUGAAUGGGAUGCCAGAGACAGUCCUGACCGAGGCUCUGAUUGCACAGAGGGUCCUCAACCUAGCAAGGGUGUCGUCCUGCCUGACUCUCAGCUGCAAGGCCAAAGCCAGCGGGACAGCAGUAGUCCAACGCUCAUCAUGGAAGUUGUGUCCGUGGGAGAAGAUGAAGAAAGAGACGAAGGGGAGGAGAAAGAGAGAGCAGUAAAGACGCCACCCGCCUCGCCUUUAUACUGUGGAAGGAGACUGAGGAGAAAGAAAAAGAUUCCAGUGGUAUCUUUGGAUAACUCAGACACAGAGAAAGAAGUUCCUGCAAAUGCUGCAAAGAGAAGAGGAAGAAGAAAGAUUUCUCAAACUCCAGUGUCGUCUGCGGAAGACUUGGACACAAAUCCAGGAAUGUCAAGGCGUACCCGAAGAAAGACAAGUUUGCGUACCAAUACAAAACCAGAGGAAUCAAACCUAAAAACUGUCCGCCGUGCUGCUGCAAAGCGGCCUUAUAGAAGACGGAAAGAUAGCAAACCAUCUGCUGACGGAGACGGCGAAAACACAGGCACUUCAGCUGGCAAGAAGCGUCCUGGCAGAAAGAUGGUUCGUGUGCCAAUAGAAAUACCUCCUGAGCUCCUGAAGAAGCCCAAAGAGAAGAUUGAGUACCACUGUUCAGUGUGUGGCAAAGAAUUUCCUCAUGCCUACAAACUAGAGAGGCACGAACUGAUCCACACAGGAGAGAAACCAUACUGCUGCUCCAUCUGUGGCCGGGGCUUUAACCAGAAGGGGAAUCUCAAAACGCACUACAAAGUGCACUUAGGUCGUAAGGGUGCUGUGGAUUUUGAUGAUGAGGUGAAUCCAAUAGCAUCAGAACUCUCGGAAUACUUGAAGUCUCUGCCUGGGGAGUCGAGGAUUCGAUCAUCCCUGCGGUGCCUGGAAUGUGGCAAAGACUGUGAGAGUCAGUCAGCUUUACAAGCACACCACGUUACCACACACACUCCGACAGCUUCUGAAUCCGAUGCAGUCGAACAGAGUGCGUCGCAGCUUCUUUUCUGCCGCCGCUGUGGCGUUCAGUUCAAUGAAAAAGAAAAGCUGGAAGAACACAUGAAGACCCACGUCAAGGAGAAACCCUACUCAUGUCCUGACUGUGGCAAGAGAUUCAUCAAUGAAAGCUACAUACAAAUCCACCAACGCAUCCACACCGGGGAGAAACCGUUCCUCUGCUCUCAGUGUGGCAGAGGUUUCCACACAGCGUCCUCUCUAAAGCUGCAUGAGAUGCAGCACUCUGGGGAGAGACCAUUCGCAUGUUCCAUCUGUGGGAAGACAUUUCGUAUUAACUCCUACCUAACGGCACAUUAUCAGACCCACAUUAAAGACAGACCUUUCAUUUGUAGCGUCUGUGGGAAAGGCUACUCCAGAGCUGAGGAACUGAAGGUACACCAUAGGCUUCACACUGGAGAGAGACCCUACGAGUGUGGAGAAUGUGGGAAGAGCUUCAUUUAUCGCCAGGGUCUGCGGCAGCAUCAGCGCACACAUGCUGGAAGACGCAUCGGGCCGACCAGGCAGCUCGGUAGACCGAAACAGCAGGCCAGGCUGGACAUCUAACAGUUACUCUCUUGAUGCGUUUUUGUUGUUAACUGUGUUUGAAAAAUAUUGCAGUAAAUUGCUCCUCUUUCUUGUUCUUCUUCCUUCCAUUCCUCCAACAUACAGCUGAGAAGAUUACUGCAACUGAAAAUAUGCGCUACAGAUUCAGUGUGGGUAUCCAAGAAUAAUUUGGACGCUUACCGUGUUGUCUUUCUUGUAUUCAUGUUUUGUACCCAUGUUUUCAUGUUUACUCUUCUCUCGUAGCCCAUCUGUACAAUUUGAGUGCCUUUGUAUCCUGCAUGCCAAAUACUAAUACUUAAUGUUGAAAAAAAAAUAUGCACUAUAUCCUUGUUAUUUUAAAAUCAUGGUUGAUGGAAUACAGACAUUUUU
Stegastes partitus (bicolor damselfish) is the source of this 2936-nucleotide messenger RNA. RefSeq names its product zinc finger protein 37-like. Gene Ontology annotation, cellular component: nucleus. Gene Ontology annotation, biological process: regulation of transcription by RNA polymerase II. Gene Ontology annotation, molecular function: RNA polymerase II cis-regulatory region sequence-specific DNA binding; DNA-binding transcription activator activity, RNA polymerase II-specific. The coding region runs from base 153 to 2567 and encodes 804 amino acids. Lineage: Eukaryota; Metazoa; Chordata; Actinopteri; Pomacentridae. The transcript is spliced from 12 exons. The record is from RefSeq and is a predicted model, not a curated record.